AUGAUGUACAGAUUAAUGUUGCUUGUGGUUUUCUAUAAUGUGUUUUGCACCAUUGCGGAAGUCGAAACGAACGGCUAUCGCAUACCAUUAGUUAGACGAAAAUCACCGUUGCACAUGUUAAUUAAAGAUCCCGACUACACGAGGAAAUUAAAUAUUCAAAAAACUCAUCCAACGAACGAGAAUAUCACACUAUUCAAAUAUUUGGACAGUGAAUACUAUGCUCAAAUAUUAGUGGGAAAACCAGGACAGAAAUUUACUGUAAUUUUUGACACGACAUGGGGUGACAUGUGGAUACCGUCAAAACUAUGUUCAAAAAGAAUAUAUCCGAUUUGCGACAAGAAAAACUUGUAUGAUCCUGAUGUUUCGUCGUCGCACAAGUCUAUCGAUCCAGCACCGUUUAAUGUGGACGGAUUAGUAGGAAAUUUAACAUGCGACACAGUUGUGAUGGGUCAUUUAAAUGUCAGUGAUUUAAUAUUUGCUGCAAUCAGUGAGAUACCGAGUGUCUCGCAAUAUCAAAUGAUGCACGCCGAUGGACUGAUUGGUUUAGGAUACAAUACCUUGGCUAGAACGACAAACCAACCAUUUUUUUAUAAGCUACUGGAGGAUAAAAAAAUUUUAAAACCAAUUUUCUCAGUAUACAUGAACCGGGAUAAGACUACAGACAAAGGAGGAAUAAUAUUUCUUGGUGGAAUUGAACCAAAACACAUCAAAGGUGAAAUAACCUAUGUACCUGUAUCAAUAAAAAAAUAUUGGCAAAUUGAAAUGAAUCAGUUUUCAGUACAUGGGAACAAAACAAAUUCAAAGACAUUUUGUGGUAAUCAUGGAUGCCAAGUGAUAUUGGAUACCAGCUCGAACGCAAUCGGAGUGCCUAAUGAAUACGUACUUGCCAUAAACAAUUUAAUCUCAGCUACUAAGUAUUUAUACAACAGAUACGAGGUACCGUGUUCAAAAGUGAAUAAGUUGCCAAAAAUUACUCUCAACAUAGGUUCUCGAGAUUUUCACAUUAGUGGAAGAAAUUAUAUCCAAGAAAUGGAGAAUGAAAAUGGAACGGUUUGCAUAACGGCGUUUUGUGAUUCACAAUUGCCAGACGGACUUUGGUCAUUAGGGGGUGGAUUUUUGUCAAGCGUUUACACUACGUUUGAUUUGGAAAAUAAUAGAGUCGGAAUUGCUGAUUUAAAAUAG
Messenger RNA from Macrosiphum euphorbiae (potato aphid), 1182 nucleotides. NCBI's taxonomy places the organism in Eukaryota, Metazoa, Arthropoda, Insecta, Hemiptera, Aphididae. The record is from the annotation of a GenBank genome assembly.